UGAAUAAGCACAUGGUUCUUAUCGUGGUUGUACAACAAAUAAGCAACAGGGCCUUUGUUUAGUGCUACUCUAUUACUCAGAAUUUCGUCAUAUCCACGGGUAUAAAUACGGGAGACAGCCGGCGUAGACAAGUAAUACCUCAUCGACAUCCAACCCAUUCACGAUGAGAGCCCUCCUGGCAAUCUGUGUGCUGGCAGUGGCCACUCCAGCGGCCCUGGGUUGCACCAUGGACCGUUGCUCCCUCGCCCGCGAGAUGUCCAGCCUGGGCGUUCCUCGUGACCAGUUGUCCAAGUGGACGUGCAUUGCCCAGCACGAGAGUGACUACCGCACCGGAGUGGUGGGUCCCCCCAACUCCGACGGAUCCAACGACUACGGCAUUUUCCAGAUCAACGACCUCUACUGGUGCCAGCCGCCCAGUGGAAAGUACUCCCACAACGGCUGCGGUCUCAGCUGCAACGCCCUCCUGACCGAUGACAUCACCAACUCCGUGAGAUGUGCCCAAAAGGUUCUGGGUGAACAGGGCUGGCCCGCCUGGUCCACCUGGCACUACUGCAGUGGCGCCCUGCCCCCCAUCGACGAUUGCUUCAAGUAGAUCGUUCUGGUAAUGCCUUGCAUUCCCUAACCUGGGCAUUGAAAUUUGCAUUUGCUUUUAGAACUUAGUAACACGUUUAACCCUUAGACAACAUCGAAUAUUUUCGUUUUAUAGCUGGUUGGUGUGAAUGACUUUUACACAAUUAAAGAUAACACAAUGAUGAGGUAAU
This is a messenger RNA of Drosophila erecta, 761 nucleotides long. Its product is annotated as lysozyme X. The record is from RefSeq and is a predicted model, not a curated record. Gene Ontology annotation, molecular function: lysozyme activity. NCBI's taxonomy places the organism in Eukaryota, Metazoa, Arthropoda, Insecta, Diptera, Drosophilidae. The coding region runs from base 164 to 592 and encodes 142 amino acids. The transcript has a single exon.